Molecule: messenger RNA, 12322 nt
Organism: Aedes albopictus (Asian tiger mosquito)
Lineage: Eukaryota; Metazoa; Arthropoda; Insecta; Diptera; Culicidae
Gene: gek
Product: serine/threonine-protein kinase Genghis Khan
Exons: 23
Coding region: 2744-8161 (1805 amino acids)
Biological process (GO): peptidyl-threonine phosphorylation; actomyosin structure organization
Cellular component (GO): cytoskeleton; cytoplasm
Molecular function (GO): ATP binding; protein serine/threonine kinase activity
Source: RefSeq, a predicted model, not a curated record
UGACUCCGUAGCUUGAAGGAAUAGAAGCGCCCGUCUAGCGAAUUGGGAGUCGUGAGUUCGAGUCUCACCGGAGUACGUGGAUUUCUUUUCAUAAUUUCAAAUCUCAAUUUGUUCAUCGAGCACAUGUUCUGUUGUGCACAUGGAUGUCAAAGCAUUUUCAACAGUGUAAUUUCCCACAUGGCUUGGUCAGCCAAAGCAAAAUCAAGAAAUUGACAUUUGUAAGGUGCUACGGUCACCCUUACCGUAUUCGGUCGGCCGAGGACCGACCCGUCGAGAGUCCGACUGCACACUAAUUGCCAUACCAAUAAGUGAUUGGAAGGCAGUGCCCGAAGCUGUCGACAAUUAAAAAUAACUUCCUCUCCCGCUUUGACAUACAUGUGCACAACAGACAAUGUGUUAGAUGUUCAUCUAAUCCCAUCCGUAGGGGGUUUGGAUUGUGAAAAGAAGAUAACCAUGUGCGAUUGUGGAAUCGAGUUCAGUUCUAGGCCUGCUGGCGACGGAGAUAGUCGAGUGACUCCGUAGCUUGAAGGAAUAGAAGCGCCCGUCUAGCGAAUUGGGAGUCGUGAGUUCGAGUCUCACCGGAGUACGUGGAUUUCUUUUCAUAAUUUCAAAUCUCAAUUUGUUCAUCGAGCACAUGUUCUGUUGUGCACAUGGAUGUCAAAGCAUUUUCAACAGUGCAACUCAGCACUGUUUUUUUUUUCGUAUUCUCCUAGUCGCAUUCACCCUGUUCAACGCGUUCACCAUGUUCGCGUUUUGAUAACCAAACGAGCGAGAGUCGUCGCAAAGGUGAACGUGUGAAAUUUUCUGUUUCUGCUUAGAUCACGCUGUGCUCCGUUCCGUCGCCAUCAGUCAGUCAGUCGAGUUGAGUCAGUCAGUGUUGUUCGUCGGCUUUGCAGUCAAUCUACGGGCGGCUAGGAAAGUAGUUUAUUAGAAGGCAACGACGACGGUCGUGGUAAAGACGGAACCAUCCGUCGCGUAUUAUUCGGAGUGGGUGGGGGGAAUAGGUAAAUUUCAGUCUCAGCAGCAGCAGCAGAGCACUCGAGUUGGAAGCAUUCUAGUAGUGUUGCGUAGUCGAGCGAAACCAGCGAGAAAAGAAAGGCGACGACGACGACGGUGUGAAGGCAGUGUAUUUGAGUGAUUUUGGCUAAUGAAGGAGGUUUUUGCAUAUUCGAUUCGAAGUGACAGAGUGUGAAAGGAAAAGACCCAGCUAUUUUUGUGAGGUCGUCGGAGCCACAAUGAUCGGGCAUGAGACAGUUCAGUUCCGGAUUCCGAUUGGACAUUUUGGAUAUCAGUGAGUGUGCAAGAGAUGUGAUUUUUUUUUCAAUUCAAGAAAAUAUUUGACAGCGGAGUUGCCACAUACAAAGAUUAUCGAGUGAGAUCACUCGGAAAUGGAGUAGACAUCAAUAUUCAAAUCGAUUGAUUGCUCGAUGGAUGUUGUCGAUCCGAAUCACCGAGUUACCUCGAGUGAUUCGAGAAAUGAUCCCGUAAAGUUUCUCAACCGCAAAGUAUAUCAAUCAAAUGUGAUCUACUAAUGUAACAGUGAAAAUAGUGAAACUACGAAAGCUAUCGAAACUGGCUGUAGGAGGAAGAAAUAGCAAUAGUGAAUAUUUUCCUCGUAAAACUAAGCAAAGAAAAAAAACGAGAAAUAUCUAGGUGGUGCCGUAUGUGUAUGUGUGUCUGCAUCUCUAAUAGUGCCAACCAGUCACAGCAAUAGUCGGAGCGCCACCGCCGGAGGCAGUUUUGGGUCCAAAUAUUACAAGUACUUGCCAGAUAGCUUGACAGCUAGUGAGAUAGUUCAAGUUUUUAGCAGAUAUAGUGGCAGUGGUGAGACGUGACCCAGCAAUAACAGCGACAACAACUCGUCAGACGGCGAACGAAACGGCCAACAAGCUUCUGAAUAAUCAACUAGGGAAAGCUUAAGAAGAAAGUCCCACUUGCCGCAGAUAGCGAAAUGCUCUGGGGCAACUGAGAGCAGUUAACUAAAGGACUCUAAUUUGACUUUUUCCCAACCGAAGCUACCGCAGCCGCCACCGUUGUUGGUUCUUGGCCGUAGCAUGAACAAGGUCCAGCGACGCCGCUUGGUCCGGCCAAGCUGGUCACCAUGAAGCGCCGGCCGCUGCUGCUGGACAUCGGCGCACCCAUCACUGGUAAAACAACCAUGGUGGACACUCGUUGUUGGUGCUGCUGCAGUGAGAGAGUACACACGGACCAUUUCCGCACCGACAACAACAGGAAUAACACCAACCGCUACAGUAGUGGCAAGGCAUGUAAAAUUAGUACCGGUGGGCCAGUUUCGUUCAGCGACGCUGUGGGUCUAUCAUUUGCCGUACCAGUCGUGCUAUCCGGGCUCGAGUGAAGCACUUAAAACGUGCAAGUGUGAAGAAAAUACGAGCAAAAUUGAAAUAAUAUGCAAAUAGUUGAUCCCAAGCCAAAAUAUAGUUUAGUGCAAUUGAGAAAAAAGAAAAGAAGAAAGCAUAUUGUUGUGGUGUAUUUGUGUGGGGAGGCAAGCUAGAAAAGAAUUGGCUCGAGCAGUGAUGGUGGUGAAAAAUAGUUUAUUUUUGUGAAAAUAGAACCACACUAAUAGCUCGGCAGAAAAGUAGCGGUGGAGUAGAAGAGAGUGAAGUGAGAUUCACGGGUGAAAGGGUAUUGGCGUGUGUUUGCGCCCAAACUGCUGCGAGUGGUCGAAAUAUUUGGAAAAAAAAUCUACGCUGAAAGGCGGAAAGGGCGCAAAUAAGCCAUCAAAAUGACCGAUCAAAAGAAAGGCCUAGCAGGGCUAAGCCUGUCCAGCCUGUCGGUGAUCUCAGCAUCCAACCGGCUGCGCGAGCUCGAAUCGCUCAUCAUCGACAAUGUCACCUCGAACAACAACCUGAACAGCGCCGGCAUGUCGUCGGAGAAAUUCCUCUCGAUCGAAACGCUGCUCGACUGCAUGCUGGUGCUGUACGACGAGUGCUGCAACUCGUCCCUCCGCCGGGAGAAAACUGUGUCCGAUUUUAUCGAGAUGAUCCGAUCGGUGGUGCAGUGCAUCAAGCAGUUGCGUCUCUCGCGGGAGGACUUCGAGGUGCUCAAGGUCAUUGGCCGCGGGGCAUUCGGCGAGGUAUGCGUCGUGCGGAUGAAUCACACUAGUCAGAUUUACGCGAUGAAGAUUCUGAACAAAUGGGAGAUGUUGAAGCGUGCUGAAACGGCGUGCUUUCGUGAGGAACGCGAUGUGCUGGUAUUCGGUGAUCGAAGAUGGAUUACCAACUUGCACUAUGCGUUCCAAGACGAUAUCAAUCUGUAUCUUGUGAUGGAUUACUACUGUGGCGGAGAUUUGCUUACCCUGCUGAGUAAAUUCGAAGACCGGCUCCCGGAAGACAUGGCGCGGUUUUACAUCACUGAAAUGGUACUUGCCAUCAACAGUAUCCACGAGUUAAAGUAUGUUCAUCGAGAUAUCAAACCCGAUAAUAUCGUUCUGGAUGCGAGUGGGCAUGUCCGUUUGGCAGAUUUCGGGUCAUGUCUGAAGCUGGGACCUCAGGGUACGGUGCAAUCGAAUGUGGCUGUGGGGACACCGGAUUAUAUAUCGCCGGAAAUCCUGCGUGCGAUGGAGGAUGGUCAGGGGAAAUAUGGGCCUGAAUGUGAUUGGUGGUCUUUAGGAGUUUGCAUGUAUGAAAUGUUGUUCGGCGAAACACCUUUCUACGCGGAAAGUUUAGUAGAAACUUACGGGAAAAUUAUGAACCACAAAAACUGCUUCGACUUUCCCAACGACGACGAAGAGUUCCAAGUUAGUGAUAAUGCAAAGGAUCUAAUCAAGAGAUUAAUUUGCUCGCCGGAUUACCGACUGGGUCAGAAUGGAAUCGAUGAUUUCAAAUCGCAUCCGUGGUUCGAGGGAAUCGACUGGGAUACGAUACGAAACGGCCAGGCGCCGUACAUACCUGAGGUUUCUAGUCCAACCGAUACGUCCAAUUUUGAUGUGGACGAUACGGACAUCAAGUUGUCCGAUGCGGUGCCUCCAACGACAAAUCCCGCCUUCUCAGGGCAUCACCUGCCUUUCAUUGGGUUUACAUUCACCAAGGACAGCAGUAUAUCGGAUGUGGGGAAACUGUCACGUGCCAUUAAUAACUUAACCAAUAGUCAAUUACAACAACCGUUAGCUCCGCUCAAGUUAGAUGGUAAUCAACAACGUUCCGAAGAGAAACGACUCAGUCCGGACAGCACCCGGAAACUGCAGGAUGAAAUCAACAUUCUGACCAAGCGGAAUUGUGAGUUGGAAAGUCAAAUUAAAAGCUUCGAACGGCAGGAAUUUGCCGUCCGAAGUAGUGGAAACUCUGUGCUGGGAGAUACGGUCGAUGGCCAGUUAGAUGCUAAGUUGAAAGAGUAUGAGAAACUCAAUCGCCAGCUGCGGCAAGAGAAGGAAGAUAUGCAGAAGGAGCACGCAGACGCACUUGAAAGACUGAAACUACAAGAUAAGGAACUGAAGGAUGCCCUCAGUCAGCGGAAGCUGGCGAUGGCUGAAUACACCGAAGUAACUGACAAGCUAUCGGAUUUGAGGCAACAAAAGCAGAAACUAUCUCGGCAAGUACGCGACAAAGAAGAGGAAGUCGAAGUUGCGAUGCAGAAGGUUGACACGCUUCGAAGUGAAUUGCGGAAAACGGACAAGUCCCGAAGGGAAUUAGAAGCGAGGAUGCAGGACAUAUUGUCAGAAGUUACCAGAGAACGACAGCUGCGGGAGAGAUCCGAAGACUACUGUCGACAGUUGCAGGCCGAAAGGAGUAGAAGUUCGUCCGAUCUGGGCUCGUCUACAUCACUAGGAAUCUCAUCAUCUGACUCGAUUCGGUUAGAAAUCGAUCGAUUAGAGGUGGAAUACAGUGAAAAGAUCAACCUGCAACAAUCACGGUACAAUGCGGAGAUCUCCGCAAUACGAGACCAGCUUACGGAAGCCGACAACCUUCGGGAGAUGUUACAAAUCGAGUUGCAACAGGCUCGCGACAAGCUGGACUCGACACGGCUGGAAUCAUUCACCGAUUCGGAGGAGACCAUCAUGGAACUACGCAAACGGCAUGAGCGCGAAAAGAAGAUCCUACUGGAUGAUAAUCGUAAGCUGAGCGCCGAUAGGGAGUUACUCAGCGAACAGAAUCGACGUCUGCAGAACGACCGACUACAAAUGGAAAGCGAUUAUGAGGAAUUGAGAAAUAAACGCCAAGCAUUCAGUCAGUGGGAAAGACAGAUUUCGGAGAUCAUUCAGUGGGUCUCGGAUGAGAAAGAUGCUCGCGGUUACCUGCAAGCGUUGGCCACCAAGAUGACCGAGGAGCUGGAUUUCCUCAAACACUCCGGUUCGCUCAAUCACAACUCCAGCGACAAGAACUGGCGCAAUCGCCGCUCGCAGAAACUGGACAAAAUGGAACUGCUCAAUCUGCAAAGUUCGCUGCAGAACGAAAUUCAAGCAAAGGCCCUCAUCUCGGAGGAGCUGACGCGAACUCGAACGGAUUUGGUCGCUGCUCAAAAGGAUCUCCGCGAGGCACGCCAGAUUUGCGAGUCGUUCAGCAAUGAACUGAAACGCAAAGAAAGUCAAAUCAAGGAGCUCCAACAGCGGCUGGAAACCAACGAAGGAUUUUUGGAGAGGCCUUCGUCGCAGAUGUCCUAUCUGGACCAUUUCCUGAAGGAAUCACGCGAUGGUUCCGGCUCGACAACGCACACCAACUCCACGCUAGCAGUGAAUAUGCCGUCCCAGCAGAACAGUCAGCACGUAACAUCUACCAGUUCGUCAUCGAACAACCUUACCAACACCCCGAUGAACCAGCAUAACCAGAGCCUGUCGUCGCUGCAUCAACAGUUGCAGCAUCAGCAGGUGCAACAACAGCAGCAGCAACACCUUCAACAGCAGUCGCACACCUACGGCAACCAGCAGCAACAGCAACAGCAGCAACAGGGACACCCGAUGCACCAUUCCAACUACUCGAUGGAGAGCGAAGAAGGCGACGUCGAGGAUAACCGAGGCCAUUCGCUGUCCAGCUCGAAGAGCAACCUGAGCGAUCACUCGCUGAGCAUGCACAGCGUGAUGAUGCCAAAGCAGAAGGUGCACCAGUUCCUGGUGCGAACGUUCUCUAGUCCCACCAAGUGCAACCACUGCACCUCGCUCAUGGUUGGCCUGACCCGGCAGGGCGUGGUGUGCGAGCUGUGCGGUUUCGCCUGCCACAUGAUCUGCUGCCAGAAGGUGCCCACGCAGUGCCCGGUGCCGUCCGACCAGACGAAACGGCCGCUCGGAAUCGAUCCGACCCGCGGCAUCGGCACGGCGUACGAGGGCUACGUGAAGGUACCUAAGCUGGGAGCCGUCAAGCGUGGCUGGGUACGCCAGUUUGUUGUUGUUUGUGAUUUUAAGCUGUUUCUGUACGACAUCUCGGCGGACCGCAGUGCAUUACCAAGUGUUCACGUUACUCAGGUAUUAGAUAUGCGUGACCCGGAAUUCAACGUAUCAGGAGUUCGGGAGAGCGAUGUAAUUCAUGCAGCUAAGAAAGAUGUUCCUUGUAUCUUUAAGAUAACAACCUCCCUGAUGGACGGUGGCCCAUCGCUGCAGACACUAAUGCUGGCGGAUACCGAAUCCGAGAAAGCCAAGUGGGUGGUGGCCCUGAGCGAGUUACAUCGAAUACUGAAACGAAACAACCUACCAAAUACGGCCAUUUUCCGCGUGAAAGAGGUGCUGGAUAGCUCCCUGUCGGCGAUCCGGAGCGCAUUGAGUGCGCUCAUCAUCGAUCCGGACCGGAUUCUGCUGGGUACGGAAGACGGUCUGUUUUGUUUGGAUUUGGACCGCAGUGAGAUCGCCCGGAUAGGGGAAAGUAAAAAGGUCUACCAACUGUGGUACAUCGCGGAAGAGCAGUUGCUGGCGAUUCUGUGUGGCAAACAGCGUCAUUUGAGGCUUUUGCCAAUCCGAGCGCUGGAAGCAACGGAUGUGGAGUGGAUAAAGGUGGCGGAAUCGAAGAAUUGCAUAACAGCGUGUACGGGAAUUAUCGAGCGUGGACCGCAGCCGGUGUUCUGUAUAGUGAUCGCUUUGAAACGGCAGAACACGUCGCAGAUUGUGGUGUACGUGGUCAAUCGAAAUAGGAGUCGGCAUCAUAAGAUGUGCGAGUUUACCGUUGCGUAUCCGGUGCAGAGUUUGCAGAUGCUGUCCGAUCUUCGGCUGGCGAUAGGCCAUCAAAGUGGAUUUACGGCCUACUGCCUACAAGGAGAGGCCCAAGCAAUGCCUCUUGUCCAUCCGGAGAACCAGUUGAAUAAUUUCCUUGCGUAUUCCGGAGUCGAUGCAUGGCGAGUUAUCGAAAUUCAAUCUGGGCAAGGAUCGAACGCCCAUGGUGAAUAUCUAUUGGUAUUCCAAACCUUAGCCAUUUAUGUAGAUUUGCAAGGGCGCAAAUCUCGUGAUCGGGAAAUUAUGUACCCGGCCGUACCCACCCAUAUAACCUAUUGUGAUGGUCAUCUGCUAGUCUACUCGGAAACACAUCUCGAUAUCUUCAACGCGCAAACCGCCGACUGGGUUCAAUCGAUCGGACUCAAGCGUUCCCGUCCACUGAUGAACAAUGGCAGCCUCUCGUUGACCACUCUGAACGACGCGGCGCAUGUUAUCUACCUAGCCAAUAUGCAUACACGUGAGCUACUUAAUCUAACGCCAUGCGAUCGUGAGGGACGUCUAAAGUCGAAACGAUUUUCUUUGCGCAACGAGGGUAGUCGGACGAUACGAACAAGUACCGAUCGCCGCUCGAAGCUGAUUUCAGCUCCCACAAACUUCAACCACAUCUCGCACAUGGGUCCGGGAGACGGCAUUCAAAAGCAACGGCUUCUGGACCUGCCCACAACGAUAGAAACGGCGGAUCAAAACAACCAACAUCGAAUCUCAACGAUGCGACACGCUCCGCCACCACCACGAGCACCACCCCGCCCAAUGAUCCAUCCCCACAAUGAAGGUUCCAAUAAUUCGUUCCCAGGUGCUAAGCGGACGGCUCCGGCCCGACCACGGGAUCAACCACCCUCGUUACCAAGAUCACCUAGUCCACUCGGCAGUAUGUCAUCCCUGCAGGAUGUCCUGAAGGUCGCCGACAUGCAGUCCGAGUCGCGGCAAAGCGUCGCCAGCAACAAUUCCAGCUCGGUUUCAUCGCCACCUUCGCCGACCAAUGAUCGUCUCAGUUCCAGCUACGAUUCCUAGUGGUAAGAAUGCGGCUCAUUUCGAUGAGCUGAGCCGAGCCAGAAGCGUGGAAGCACCCGAAUGACGCCCCUGCACGUCACUUAUCGCGCUUCUGUAUUUGAAGUGUCAUGUAAAUGUUGAAGUUUACACCUACGUGUCGUUUGUAUCUCCUAAUCUCUGUUACAAAGCAAAACACAUUACAACGGAAUACUCUUAGCAUGUCAUACAUCGCUUUUGAUUUUAAAUUUUCAUAUUUAUUUUAAAGCCUUUUCUUACUUUUAUUUCUAAGAAGUACCGUAAAACGGGGCGAAUAGAAACACCUUCCAGCAUACUUAGGCAAGUAUCUCUGGAACCGUGCGUAAUAAAGUCAGUUGCAAGGGUCUUAACUUUGGGUCCCUCCUCCCUCUUUAAUUGCUGUAAUUAGGAUUCAAAACUAAUUUUGAUUUCGUUAACUUAUUUGAAAAAAGGUUGCUUGUUUCUAUUCGCCCCGCAAUGGGGCGAAUAGAAACAGCUUUAAACAAUUUUCGAUAUUUUUUCCAAUUUAAAGACAGAAAUAACUUUUAAUUCAAUUAAAACUCUAACACUAGAUUAUUAUAAUUCACCUAGUGAAGAAAAAAAUGUCGAAUGUCGAAAAAUACUUUUUUGCCAUUACGUUGUGAAAAAUAGGACAUUUCAAUUGGCUGAAGUAUGUUGAAAUGGCCUACUUUUCACCGCUGAUGCAAGUGUGCCGAAAAGUACUACUUUUCGGCACUCUUAAGAGUGCUGAAAAGUAGCACUUUUCGGCACCUUUGGCCUAACGUACUUUUCACUUGCUACCGCGCCUCCCGUAGAUUCAGCUACUACCUCUACAUCCACUGAUCUGCUGAAUCCGGAUCGAGACGAUUUCAAUCCCGAUUCAAAUUGCAAACCAGAUGUAGAGGCUCUUGCUGAAUCGACUUUUUCUUACGCCUCCACACAACUGUAUGACGCCGGGAGCUCGAGCAUUGUUGACAACUACUACAUCACAGCCUACCUGAUCGAACAAAAACCUACGCUGGCAAGCAUGGAUGCUCGCACGUGGUUCCUUCUGAUAUUGUACGUGCAGUUGAAACCCGGAAUUUUCGACUAGCGAAGUUGGAUUUUCCUCCAAAUCCGUGCGUCGGACCUAACUUCGGAAGUGGUGCGCUGUAUAGCGGACCAGGCUUACUAUACAGCGCACGACUUCCGAAGUUAGGUCCGACGCACGGAUUUAUAGAAAAAUCCAACUCCGCUAGUCGAAAACUUCGAUUUCCAACUAAAUUGAGAAUACAUGUUUGUGCAGCUAGAAAAGGUCAUAUUCAAUAAGGCAUUUUAUGAGACGUUUCAAAUCAGCUGUUUUUUGAAUGUUUACCAGUUUUGAAGUCCAACCGAUGGGCCCAUUUAUUUACAUUUUCGCUAGCAUAACAUGUGAUACAGGCCCAUUCAAUAAACGGGGUUCAUUUAUCUGCAAAAAUGCGUCAAUCCGCCCACUAUAAUUAAUAUCCGUAGACCGUGGGGAUGUUUUUUUUUCAUCUGCUAGUGACAUCAUACAGCUCGGGGGAUUCAUACAUGCCGCAUUAGAAACCGAAACAUCUCUGCCAGCAAAAAUCUGAUUAGCGCUCAUCACAUGUUAUGCUACUUUUCGCGAAAACAAAAAACACCAAAUGUAAACAAUAACAAUGAGCGGCCCACCGGUAGAACGUCUCGUAAAAUAGCUUAUGGGUAUUUUUCGUAAUGGCAAAAAAUUUUGUAUGCAACUCGUUGCAAAACUCGAUUUUUUCAGCACUCGUCAUAUUUAUCCAACUCGGCAAGCCUCGUUGGAUAAAUGUACGACUCGUGCUGAAAAAAUCAUCAUUUUGCAACUUGUUGCAUAAAUAACUAUAGUCUGUUAAUACAUACCAAAUCGAUAAAACGCAAUUUAAAUGGCGGGAGUUUUUUUACCUCCAAAUCGAUACUUAGCUUUUAAAAAUUUUCACAAAAAAAUUAACGGAAUUAUCAUCUCAAAAAAGGUUUAUUGAAACACUAGUAGCAUCCAACAAGCUAAUAAAAUUAAGUUUUGAUGAAUUUUAAAACAUAAUUGCCAUCUUUUUUACAAUAAGUUAUUUGUUUCUAUUCGCCCCAUUGUUUCUAUUCACCCCGUUUUACGGUAUUCAAAUUACUGAAUUUUAGUGCAAAAGCGAGCUUUGAAAACUAAUUGAUCUCUUCGAUAAUACAAAACUGAACUUGGAAAUCUUACCGAAAUUCUCUUAAGAAAAUACUAUUUAUGAAACGGUUGUGUUACUUUGAAAACGGACGCAAUCAAGGUCCUCAUCUCUGCAAUAACUCUUAAACUACUAACUAUUACCUACAACUACUAACAAUUACUAUUACUAAUUAGAACACGGAAAUCAAAUUCUGCCAUUUAUGUGGGGGAUAUCGUAGAAAGGAUCGUUGUGCAAUAUCAAUAAGUAGGCAUACGAACGUGGAAAUUGUGUCGUAGCAAGGAUUGGGUAUUCAAUGAGGGAGGAAACCAUUAUAAACUUCACCGGUAGAAUAGAUCAACAGUUCCAAUUUUAGAGAGACAUUUCCUAACACAGCAACUAAAUUGUCUUUUAAACAUUUCAACUUCAGCAGAAAAUGAAACAUAAUCAAAUGAGUAACACCUUAAACAACGAGUUCUUAACAGUAAACAAGAUACAUAAAUCCAUUAACUACAAAGGGGAGAAACCUCGAUACAUCUUAACCAUCAACUCACGAAAACCAUUUAGCAAAUAGGACCUGUUGAUUGAACCUUAAUCCCUGUGCUCUAAUUGAUCAUCUUGUGAGGAUUUUGCUUUUUUGUGUAUUGAUCGUUUUUGCUUGUAAGAGAAUGUGCAUCAUUGAAGCUGGAAGUGAACAGAAAGUCAAAUUGGAUAGUGAAUUUAGCUGGCGAUGGAAAGGUAAAAACGACAGUUCUUCCGAAAGCUUUCAGAAGCCUCUGUCAAUGUGUCAUUUUACCAUUUAGUCGUAAUGUCAAGCCAUUGUAGAUUGUUCAUCUUUCUCAUAACGAAUGCUUGUCGUCCGUACUAAAAAAAAUGCAGAUAAUUUGUGCGUUAAAUUUGUGGUAAACAUGUGGAGCUAGCCACCCGUCAAUAUUCGAAAAGAAACACAGAAUCAAAUUUAUCGCUACCUUUAGACACACACAAAUCUACUAUCAUUCUACAUAAGGAACUUACUGAUACAAGCUUGAACAGGUUUAGCCAUUCGGCUUCUUGGCCACGUGAAGAUGAGUGAACGAAAAUAUCGUUGAAAAGAUAAAAACUGAAGACAAUAUUUAGUAUUUCCGAUACAGAUUUACUGUAUUUGUUAAUAUUAUAUACACAGAAAAACGGAAGAGACGCGUAGGAAAUAUAAAACUAAGAAAUUCUACUGAAAACCAUGUAAAAAGAUUACUAAUGCAUUAAGUACACCAUUAACUUAAAUUUCAUUGAAUCUUCGUUGUAAAAAGAAUCACACAUUUUACCACUGUAUAAAGCACUCACAAUUUAAACCACAAAUGAUUUAAGCUUAUUUCUAAUAAGGCAUAAGUUAUUUUAUCCUAACUAACAUACCUUUUGUAACGCACCACCUCCGAUCACAAACGGCCUGAACGGCGGAUACGGCCAUGGCAAAAAAAAGUAUUUAUUUAUCCCAUCACCACCUAAUGCUACAUAAUUUAUUUGAACCCUAGCAAAUCUGUUUUCAUUACACAAUUUGAAACCUGAAAUUUUAGAAUAUUUUAUCGAUUCCGUAAUUCGUGUAAAUGGCUGCAUUUUCUUUAGUUCAAAAUAACUUUCUACAAACGCUGCUAUUAGCAAAGCUACCACCACAAUGCGGAACGGUUAUUAACGAGUGACAUUUCACUCAUAUUCGAGACAUGUUACAAUAAAAUUAUUAAAAAAAACCCUCUCAUGUCGAAUCACAGCGUCACGCGAGCAAUUAUCUAAAUUCCGACGGAAGGAGGUUAGACAAAAAAGGCAAAUGCCGGUAUAACAACUGGAAGGACCGGUAACAGCUAAGACAAGGAAAACAACUACAACGUGGAAACAUAUACUUCACUAAUAAAUAAGAUUAGCAGUAUAUAGAAUAUACCGGAAAUUCUAGUGUUUUAUAAAAUUAUAUUAAUUGUAAAAUUACCACGACAAAAUAUAUUAAUAUUAUACAAGUACUAAAACUGAAAGAUAAAAA